Molecule: messenger RNA, 2941 nt
Organism: Mangifera indica (mango)
Lineage: Eukaryota; Viridiplantae; Streptophyta; Magnoliopsida; Sapindales; Anacardiaceae
Product: YTH domain-containing protein ECT2
Exons: 12
Coding region: 598-2328 (576 amino acids)
Biological process (GO): mRNA destabilization
Cellular component (GO): cytoplasm
Molecular function (GO): mRNA binding
Source: RefSeq, a predicted model, not a curated record
ACAAGAACAUGACGUGGAAGUAUGGUGACCGUCCGUCCCUUUUGUAUUAUUCAAUGAUUCAGUUAGUUUCUCCUGUUGAUGAAGACGCACUUUGAUUUCAAUUUGGUUUCAUCCGAUUUCUAUAAUCUUUCCUCUUUCUCUCUCGUUCAUCACUGUAAGUUAAUGAGAAUCUAGGAAUAAAACGGUGUCGUUUUUUAACUGCGACCAUAAAAUUCGGAGCCUCUGUUGAAGUAGUAUUUGAAGCUGCAGGCAGUAGCAGCUUGGCGAUAACUGUAAGUUGGUUCACGGCCUGCAAUAAAACCAGAAUCUUGGAAAGAACGGUGUUAUUUUUUAAUAGCGUCCAUAGAAAUCGGAGCCUCUGCAAUUUGGUUGUAACAGAAGUAGUAACUGAAGCUGGAGGCAGAUUGAUUACUGUCAGUUGGUUCACAGCCGACCAUAGAACAAAAAUCUAGGAAAAAACGGUGCCGUUUUUUUAACAGCUUCCAUAGAAAUCGAAGCCUCUGGAAGUAGGAAUCGAAGCUGGAGACAGAAACCAAAGCUGUAGCAGAAGGAGGAGGAUUUUACUGCGGAGAAUUGUGGUGUGAUAUUGAUUCUUCAAUGGCUGCUGCUCCAUCUCAUUUUCCACCUAUGGAAGAAAUGAUGAGGAAUCUUCAGGUUCCUUCAAAAGAGGGAAGCCCAUCAGAUACAACAUCUUGUAUUUCUUCAGCGGGAGAUAAUUCUGCUGCCAACCUGAAAGAGACGGAUAUGGGAGGUGAAACAGAUCAGGACUCGACUUAUCAGUCCACCAACUAUUAUGGAUAUUACUAUCCAGGUUUUGAUGCUUCUAGAGAAUUUCAUGAUAAAGGAUACUACAUGCCUGCAGAUGGAUUGGAAUUUCAAUACCCUGUUUUACAAGCAGAUGGAUCUCUUGUAUGUGUUAUGCCAGCAUUUCAGGAUGGCUACAGUUCAUUUAACCCUUAUUUACCUGUAACUGCAUUUGGUUUUGAUGGGCCAUAUCCUUCUGGCUGUGUGUUUCAGCCAUCCAUUACUUCCCCAGGAUAUUAUCCAAAUGUGCUUCCUUAUGGCAAGUUUAUUCCCUCACCCUUCGUCUGGGAUCCAUCCCUAUUGGUUGGGGAUGCAGUAUAUGGAAAUAGUUACAGUGGGCAUCCUGAAAUUCCAGGUUCUAAACCUAGUAUAACUUCAGCUAGUCAUACCUGUGCUCCUUAUACAAAAAAAUUAUCGCAGUCAGACUUUAGCAAACCUUCAGAAAUGAAGAGCUCUCUACCGUCAUUGGAUGUCUCAUCAGGUUAUGGUGUGCACGACGAAUUGAAAUCUUCAAGCAAGGCAUUACAACAUGGGUCAACUGUCCAGUCAGAUGCACCCAGAAAAGGAUAUUUCCCAUUUGUAAAAUAUCCCUUGUAUAAUCAAGGGAAUGGUGGAGUUUUCUAUUCAAACAGCCUUGUUAAUGGAAAAACAAAUGCACAGGUUUGGGGUGGAACUGAAAAGAUGAAAACAAGAAGCAAGGUCAAUGGUGUUGAUGAUUUUGGUUUACUUAGUGAGCAGAAUCACGGUCCUAGGACAACAAAUGCUAAAGGUGCUUUGGUAUCGGGAGGCAAUGCUUCUGGAACUUUGUCUACUGAUGGAAAUAGAAAUAAUAACAGCAUAAAUUCUCUUGUGAGGAGGGAUCAAUAUAACCUUCCUGACUUUCCUACCAAAUAUGAUCAGGCGUAUUUCUUUGUAAUAAAAUCUUAUAGUGAAGAUGAUAUUCACAAGAGCAUCAAAUACAAUGUAUGGGCUAGUACUCCUAAUGGAAAUAAGAGACUAGAUACUGCAUAUGAAGAUGCACAAAGUAGGAUUGUUGAGAAAGGUGGCAAGUGUCCUGUAUUCCUUUUCUUUUCGGUAAAUGCAAGCGGUCAGUUCUGUGGAGUUGCUGAGAUGGUUGGCCGAGUGGAUUUCAAUAAGAAUAUGGAUUUUUGGCAACAGGAUAAGUGGAAUGGGUUUUUCCCGGUCCAGUGGCACAUUAUAAAAGAUGUUCCAAAUCCGCAAUUAAGACAUAUAAUACUUGAAAAUAAUGAUAAUAAGCCCGUAACCAAUAGCAGAGACACACAGGAGGUUAAAUUUUGUCAGGGUAUUGAAAUGUUGAACAUUUUUAAAAACUAUGCAUCAAAGACAUCCAUAUUGGACGAUUUUGAUUUUUAUGAAAGCUGUCAAAAGGUGAUGCAAGAAAAGAAAAUAAGACCUUCUGUGCCCCAUUUUGAUCAUAUACAGGAAGGAGAUGAGCUAACCACCACUUUCAAGUCAACAAAUUUAUCUACUAGAGAAAAUGUUGAAGAUUCUUGCAAGGAAUAAACCCCCAUUGUAGGCCUGGUGGAUGAUUUGCAAAAGCCAGAAGCUGCAAAUUUUAGCUCUAUCGCUGCUGCUGCUGCUAUGACAUUACUGCCUGGAUACAAAUUAGAAAUUUGAAGGAGGAAUAGUUUCUAAAGAACAUAUGAAUUUGAUUGGAUAGAAGGUGAAACGAACGAUGAAGAUCUCAGUAGGUGAGAGAGUGGUUCCUUUAAGAAAGAAAAAGUAAAAAAAAAAAAAAAAAAGGUUGAGAAAUAUCAACAAAACUCCCCUACUUUUUAUUUAACAAAAAAAAAAAAGUAGAGAGAAUUGAAGGACAAUAGUGAGGAUUAUUCACUUGAAAAAAAAACAAGGGGGAAGGUUUGUUAUUAUAUUUCAAACUUAAGAGGGUUGAAAUUGUAAUUUUUUUUUUCAUAUGUUAAGUAAGUCGCUUAAAUAACCCAAAAAAGAAAAUGAAGAUGAUGAUGGUGGUUUGGGAGAGGCGACAGUCUUUAUGUGUAGCAUAUAAGAAGUUAGGAUGUAAGGUGAUUGAAAUGGUGUCUAAAUGUGGUGUUAGUGUUACAAAGUGUUAAGGGUUUUUUUUCAAAAAAAAAAAAAAAUCUAUUUCCUUGUUUUAUCA